Messenger RNA from Cryptococcus deneoformans JEC21, 1932 nucleotides. RefSeq names its product expressed protein. The transcript is spliced from 12 exons. The record is from RefSeq and is a predicted model, not a curated record. Lineage: Eukaryota; Fungi; Basidiomycota; Tremellomycetes; Tremellales; Cryptococcaceae. Gene Ontology annotation, biological process: regulation of DNA-templated transcription. Bases 147 to 1769 code for a protein of 540 amino acids. Gene Ontology annotation, molecular function: DNA-binding transcription factor activity.
AAAGUUGCACAAUUAAGCUGCCUGAUUCACCGACCAUCGAAACUUCGUCGCCUCCAUCGCUCCUACCCAUCUUGUCAUUUUUCCCCUGAAAAUUUCCCCAAAUCUCUAUACCCUGUACCUGUCUCGAGACUUCCAAUCUCCCUGUCAUGCCGCCCAAGGACCCCACAUUCUCAGACGAUGAGGCGAGUUCAGGGAGAGGUGAUUCGGCCCAACCAGAGGAUAUUCAUGGGAGAGGCUCGUCGAGUUCGGCAAGAAAGGCUCAGAACAGGAUUGCCCAGAGGGAGUUCAGGCUUCGUAAGCAGCAAUAUAUCCGUGACCUUGAGGCCAAGGUGCAGAUGCUUGAGGGCGACAAAGAGGAGCGUGUGGAACUUAUGACGCUUUUAGUGCGAAAUCUGAUGAAGGAGAAUAAGGAUUUAAGACAUAUGCUUAGACUUACUGCGUCAUUCAUUGGCGAAGGCCUUGGUUCUUGUUUGCCCAGGCUUGGUCUUUCGGCAGAUCAGCUGGAUGCCAUCUUGAAUCGCGCUGACACUGAUACGGUCUAUGAGGCAUUUAUCAAUCUCAAAGCUUCUCGAGAGCUUGAGAUGUCUAAUCCAGGCAUCAAGCUUGGUGAGCCUCGUCGCAGAGCGGGCAAUUUGCCUCCAAAGCGCAAGCGUACAGAGGACGAGGGUGGGACUCCAAUAGGGCCUGCUGAAACGCCUGAAGAUGGCGCAUCUAGCGCUGGAAAGGAGAAAGGCAAAACUUCACAAAACAGUGACAUCUCUAACUCUAAAAGGAUCAAGUCGGUUUUUGAUCAGCCAAUACCCAGCGACGAGUAUACGUAUUUGUUCCCCGAUCUCGACAGCAUGCUUAUGGCUUCCGAGUCGUUUGAUGACCCCUCAAUAAGUCGUUUCGACAUCAACGGUCAGAUGGGCCAAAGUCGUGUCCCCAAUGAGCUUCCUCGUGUAGAUUAUGGACAGCAACAGAGGCUAAUGUCUUCUAAUACUGGGAAUGUUCGCUUUCCCAGCUAUAAUGGGUCGACCGCUUUAGCCGGCGAUCCGCUGGCUGCCAACCUUGCCGUUUCGAAUAGUUCGUCCGCAAAUUAUCCACCGUCCAAUCCAUCCAUGCCGUCUUGUGUCACCCCAGUCAGGCCGGUGGCCCCUUUGGUGAACGAAGGCAACCAAUCUACUCGACGUUCUUCUACAAGCAAUGAGCCAUCGACGCAGAGUGAUUCCAUCCGAAGACUGGCCGCUGAACAUCGCGGCGCUUUCGAUGGCCCUGGUAUGACGUCGCAAGAAAUCGAAGAAAGACGCAAAGCGGAGGACAGCCUGAUCAAAUCCAUUGAAGAAGGAGAUACACCUGACAGAAAGUUAGAGGCUAUGCAGCUUAUCACCUAUCAUCUCAACAACUUCCGCAUGAACCACGAGUAUCAUCUCCCUCCAUCUCUCCGUCCUACGGUCGUCCAAAGAACAGUUCCUCACGAGCACGCUAUCGAUGGAAUUUGUUUCCCGUCCUUGCGGGACCGUAUGAUCUUACUCCGCGGACGAUACGACUUGGUGGAGGUUUUUCAUUCCUUAUUGGCCGAGUUCACCCUUCACGGUGACGACGUACUUGACCAUAGAAGCUAUGAGGUAUCCGAAAAAUUCAUUCACGAUUACAGCAUUCUUGUCGACGACUCAAUAGUUGCGAUCAGUAAUAAGUGGCGCGCGUUACGGGGAGAACCUCCCAUCCAGUGGCCUUUGAAGGACCAGGGGCAGAAUCAAUUAAUCUUGUCUGGGGCUACGUCUCAGUAGAACGGCCAAUUGCAGCUAUAGUAAUUGCAGCUUAUUAGCAGUUGAGAUCAUCGAUUGGAAUUGAAUUGAAUGCCUUACAAAUAUCAUCCUCAUUAUCAUUUAUCAUUAUUAUUAUUGUACAUCUGGAAUUUUGGCUAUGCAAUGAAAGGCUUGUCAAAGGGGG